This is a messenger RNA of Phytomonas sp. EM1, 351 nucleotides long. NCBI's taxonomy places the organism in Eukaryota, Euglenozoa, Kinetoplastea, Trypanosomatida, Trypanosomatidae. The record is from the annotation of a GenBank genome assembly.
AUGGCCAUUCGUGCGGCUAUCGCAAAGGGUAGCGACGAGGUGCAGAAGCUGGGUGGCGCCCGCAAGGGAGAUCGCACCAUGGUCGACGUGCUCGAGGCACUUCGCGAGAGCCCGGAUGUGAGGCAGGCCGUAACCUUGAAGGACUUCCUGGAGGUGUGCUUGAGGGAGGCAACCAAGGCGGCUGCCGCGACCGCACAGCUUCCGGCUAAGUUUGGUCGGAGCCGGUAUCUCAGUGGGAAGGAGGUCGGUCAGAAGGACCCGGGAGCCGAGCUUGUUGUUCUAUGGAUCAAGGCUGUUGCAGACAAAUAUGCACACCCUAAUAAUGAAAUCUCUCAAAAGAGCAAAUACUAA